AUGACAUUAGGAUCCUUAUUAACCUCAGAAUUAAAUAACUAAUAAACUAUUUCAAAUAUAUAAUAGAAACGUAACUUUGUAAUAUUCAUUUUAAAAAUGAGUUUAUCUUCUUUGAAGUAUUUCCGUUUUCAUAAUUUUCUAUUAAAAAGUAGUACCAUUGGUCUAGAAUUUGGUCCUGUAAGGUAUGGUCAUCAUAUGAGAGGAAAGCCCCCUGGCAUAGCUCGAUCUAUAGAUCAAAGAUUGGAAGAAUACAAUUACAAAGAUCCUGAACUGAAUAAACGUAUUGAUAUAGGAUUUCCACUAAAUAAAAUUGAUGGAAAAACAAAACAAGAACAAGUAGAAUUUUUGAAAAAAGUACGUUCAAAUGCAAACAUGGAAAAGGAAUCUAGAAAUAGAAGACUUAUGAUUGAUUUGGAUGAAGCUUAUAAGGAAUGGUCAGUAACAAUAGCACCACAACAUUUGAAAAGAAUUGCCGACCAUUAUGGCAUAUUUGAGCACCUUUACGGUUAUGCUUAUUUUUAUCCUAAAGUUGCAUUAGAUGUUACAUUUUCUUCUGAUGAUGUUCUAUAUCCAGUAUAUUUUGGUAAUACCAUAAAACCAGAAGAUGCUAAAAAGAAACCAAUUGUGAAAUAUUCAUGCGAAAAAGAUACUUUAUGGACAUUACUCUUGACAAAUCUUGAUGGACAUUUUACUGAUAACGAUAAAGAAUAUGUACAUUGGUUUAUUGGUAAUAUUCCAGAAUCUAACAUUGAAAAGGGUGAGACUAUCUUCGAGUAUUUACAACCAUUUCCCCCUAAAGGUACAGGGUAUCACAGGUUUGCAGUUGUUUUAUAUAAACAGGAUAAAAAAAUAGAUUUCUCACAAUUGAAACCUGACAAUGUUAGUAAUUACGAUUUACAAGCAAGAACAUUUUCCACUCUAGAGUUUUAUAGAAGCCAUCAAGAUUAUAUGACACCAGCAGGUCUUGCAUUCUUUCAAUCACACUGGGACAAAUCGCUGAAAGAAUUUUAUCAUGAAAAAUUAGGAAUGAAGGAACCAAUAUUUGAGUAUGACUUCAAUCCUGCCUAUAUAAAGCCCCAAGCAUGGUUCCCUCUACGUCAACCAUUCAACCUCUACAUGGAUAAGUAUAGAGAUCCCCAACAAAUAAAUAAAGAAUUUCUACAGCGGAAAUUGAAAAAUGUACAUCCAUUCAAAGCUCCACCGAAACCAAUUCCAUUCCCGAACGCUGAGCCCUGGAGCAAACCCUACGUACCUUCUUGGUUGAAAUUGGAGAUAACCAAGUCUAGACUUAAAUGGGGAAGAAUCAAUGAUAUCGAAUAGGGUUUGACCAUUUUAGAUCAAUAAAUUUUUUCGUUUA
Molecule: messenger RNA, 1357 nt
Organism: Harmonia axyridis
Lineage: Eukaryota; Metazoa; Arthropoda; Insecta; Coleoptera; Coccinellidae
Gene: mRpL38
Product: 39S ribosomal protein L38, mitochondrial
Exons: 2
Coding region: 97-1320 (407 amino acids)
Cellular component (GO): mitochondrial large ribosomal subunit
Source: RefSeq, a predicted model, not a curated record